AGGCUAGUGUGUUACAAAGUUUCUUCUUUUUUGAAAACACAAAUUUGCUUGCUUUUAUAACUACCAGCAUCAAGAAGAGUUCUGCUCCACUGUAUCAUCUCACUGACAGAUGCCACGGUGGUUUGGUAGAUGAGGUGAACCAGGUGAUUUCAGAACUGGUUCCUGUGCGGGCUGACUGGCUUGCAAGUUUCAGUUCCUGUGCAGUACAAUAAAGCUACUGGCUUUGUCUGAAGAUAGCAAUGAAACCAGCUCAGGAGCGUAAUCAGGAGUGCCUGCCUCCUAAGAAAAGGGAUCUCCCAAUAAGCAACAGCAGCAGUGGAGCUGGAGGGACAGUGGGAGGUGGGGUUCCAUUCGGAGGGGCUAACAGCGGAGCUGGCAGUGCUGCUGGUGGUAUUGCAGAAGAGGAAGUGGUUUCCAUCCAGAAUUGUGGAGCCAGCAGUGAAACUCAGGGAGGGACCCCAUCCGGAGAGUGGCUGCGAGCUCAGCCAGGGCUUCAUUAUGGAGUGGAUAAUUCUGACAGCAUACCGGCAGUGCCCGUUGACCAGUACAGUAUGCUCUACAAAGUGGCCCUUCCAUCUGCUACCUACUCACCUACCAGUUUACACCCAGUGUUAAGCCACAUUUCUCCAGCCUAUACUGUACACUCUCCCCUCCUGCAGCAUCAUCCUGGCAUUCCCUAUCCCCCUCUUGGUUAUGCACAGAUCCCUCAUUCUUCUCUCCAGUUUGUCAGUUCCCCUUAUGCAGCAGUACCUUACGCGCUCCCCCCUGGUUUUGUCCCAGGAUCAUUAAUCUCUCCCUCAGGGACCAUCCCGCAGCCCCAUGCUGUGUCCCACCUUGUUCCCUACCCAUCUGUCAUACAAGAAGGUGUUGUUUCUCCACCUCCUCAGGCCCAGGUGGCUGCUCAUACCUUUGCCAAAGUUGCAGCUUCCAGUGGUGUCCCACUGAUGCUGCCCUCAGAGCAAGCUGCCCAGCAGCACCUUGGUACUGUUGGAGUCCUGCCUGCAACAGAGCUUAGCUCCCGAGGGAUGCCCGUCUUCUGCCACCCUCAGGGAGCAAGGGGUGCCACUGCUGUCAGAGACUGCCACAGUUCCCAGCAGGAGAAUGAAUUGGAGGUGAAUGGAGGGGACAAAGAGCAGGGAGCCAGAGAGGUUGUACCAGACUCGGUCUACACUGCCAGAAAUGCACGUCUACCACAGGUUGCAUCCAGCUCAGCAUCACAGGAGCACAGCCAAGACAAAGUCCUGCAGAACCGAAGACUGGAAGAGAGAAGUUCUCCUGGUCAGCGCAGCACUCCGGACAGUGACCUGGAGGUGCAGCAGGUGGUUGGGCGUUUGGUUUCCUCUAACCAAAGUGGUAUCGGAGCACGGAAAGAGGUCUCCUUUGCUCCCUUGAACCUCUCUCAGGGUGGCCACAGAGCCAGAGAUGUCCACGGAGAGAGUCCAGGCGUAAUUUCCAGCCGAACGGCGUAUGCGGCGCAGAAUGUGAGUUACAGUGAUCACAGAGUCACCGCCCUCCAGCAGCAAGCAGGACAGCCAGGCCACGCUGUUAUGCUUGCCAAUGGGCAACCGGUACUUAUUCCCUUGGAGUGUCAUUCGCAUCAGCAACCACAGCAACACUACCCGGGACAGGCUAAUGAUGCCUCAGCCAGCCAUGCCUCUACCACCAUGGCCUCCCCUAGCCCAAGCUUUAAAGUCUCUGAUUCUUCAGCCAGAGUGUGCCUCUCUGAAAGGGUGGAGCCAAUCACAGCUCAGCAGCAGCCUCUCCCGCAGCCUCCAGUCCAGCCUACAGCAGAUGCGACUCAGGCCUUAACUUCAAGCCUUGCUCCCGCACCGGCUCCUUGCAACCCAUCGCACUUCAUGAAGGGGGCAAUUAUUCAGCUGGCUACUGGGGAGCUGAAGCGUGUGGAGGACCUGCAGACUCAGGAUUUUGUGCGUAGCGCCGAAGUGAGCGGAGGGCUUAAAAUCGACUCCAGCUUGGUGAUGGACAUCCGCGCCAGCCAGCAGAGACCCGGCCUGGUUUCACUUCAUUUUACUGUGGGGGAGCAGCAGAGCAAAGUGACCAUCGACGUGCCCCCGGAGCACCCCUUCUUUGUCUUUGGCCAGGGAUGGUCAUCUUGCAGCCCCGAACGCACGGCCCAGCUCUACGGCUUGGCCUGCCAUCAUCUACAAGUUGGUGACAUGUGUGUGUCCAUCACCCUGCAGCAGCAGCCACCGCUUCCUCCACAACAACAGAAGCAACCACAGCACCAUCAUUCACAAACGCAACAACAACAGAACCUGUCCAGGACUAUAAGCAAAGCCAAUGCUACAUCGGGACCUGGUCACCAGCUAAUGGGGCCUCCAGCCCCUCAGCAGUCACGGCCGCCAUCUCAUUUCAGGUUGGACCGCAUUCACAGAGAAAGACAGAAGGAUGGAGAGAAAGAUUUGGCCGAUAAAGAGGAAGCCACACAGCUCGGGGCUGUAGGCCGCACUGAGUCGCCCAUCAGACCAAGUAGGACCUCAGGAGAGCAUCCAAGGAGCCAGAGCAGUUACCACUUGCACACAGAAGGCUCUGCUUUUGCAGAGGCAGGGAUGGGAGCAAUGCAGGCUGCACUAGGUGCCUCACAGAGACGCUGGUCCUCGCCUGGCCUCCGAAGAUACAGUAUGAAGGGAGACGAAGGGCCACGCCCUCAGAUAAUCAGUUCCAGCCACACAAGGCCUUCUUUCAUCCCACAGGAGGUCAAACUGUCCAUUGAGGGGCGCUCUAAUGCAGGGAAGUAGCAUCACAUUUGGUAGCAACUAUAGAUGAGACUGCCACAAGUAAGAAUGAGUCUGACAAGGAGAGAAAGAGGAAAAAAAGAGUGUGAAUGUAUCCUCAGAAUGUUUGAGAUUUUGCACACUUAAAAUAUACAAAAAAAUGACCAGAUCUUUGUCUGUCUGGUGAGAAGUUUGAUUUUGUUCGAAUGCCACUCAGCCAAAAGAUGCAGACCUUUCGGUCUCCAGCCAGCUGAGUUCAUGGCGGGGGGGAGGGGCAUGAAAAGUGGAGUAGAAAGUAUGUAGCUGAAGAAAUGCCUACCAUAGAGUCCUUAUACGCUGCAUUUCUCUUCCUCCCUCCCUCCUCCGUCUCCACUUCCUCUUAACUAUACUUGGAGGUUUCCAUUGCAUUCAAAACACUCUAGCUUCCUUAUUGACCAGACCGUCUCUUCAGAAGAACACAGACUACAGAAAAAUAAUAUGUGUAUUGCAGUGAAACUACCAACCCUGCAGGCUGUGAUGUAUUAAAAAGAUCACCGCCAGGGAUCUUUAAUCUGCUUCACUGCUAAGAUCCUAUUUCUAUGAA
This is a messenger RNA of Neolamprologus brichardi, 3318 nucleotides long. RefSeq names its product ataxin 1 like (gene atxn1l). Gene Ontology annotation, cellular component: nucleus. Lineage: Eukaryota; Metazoa; Chordata; Actinopteri; Cichliformes; Cichlidae. Gene Ontology annotation, biological process: regulation of DNA-templated transcription; anatomical structure development. Gene Ontology annotation, molecular function: RNA binding; protein binding. The record is from RefSeq and is a predicted model, not a curated record.